AAUAGAAUUGAUUGAACGGAAGGUUGCGAACAGUUGCGAAUUGUUGCGAAUUUAAAACGAACGGUUGGCGAAAUCGUAAAUUUGACAAGUGCCGCCACAAAUAAGUUGUUGACAGUGGUGGUGGUGUUGUUGAAUUCUAACCUAGAGACUAAUAAAAAUAAGAUGAGUACGAGACCGGACGAUCACCGCAGGAAAUGGGAUAGGGAAGAGUACGAGAGAUUGGCAGAGGACAGGAAGAGGGAGGAAAAAGAGGAGAAGGAUGAGGACGAGAAGAAGAAGAAGGGACCACCCGUGAAGAGGGAACUGUUGAAGCAGAGGGAAUACAAGAUCGACCUGGACAGCAAACUGGGCAAAAGCAUCGUCAUCAAUAAGAGCACGCCGACAUCGCAAUCGGGUGGAUACUACUGCAACGUGUGCGAUUGCGUUGUCAAAGACUCGAUCAACUUUCUCGAUCACAUCAACGGGAAAAAGCACCAAAGAAAUUUGGGCAUGUCGAUGCGCAUCGAGAGGAGUUCCCUGGACGCCGUCAAGCAACGUUUCCAGGUGAACAAGCGAAAGAUGGAGGACAGAAAGAAGGAGUACGACAUGGCAUCGAGGAUGCAGGAGCUCGCCGAGGAGGAGGAGAAGUUGCGCGAGUACAGGAGGGAGAGGAGAAGGGAGAACAAGCGAAAGAUCGAGGACAUCUCUGAGGAUGGCGGAGGAGGCGGUGGCGGUGAGAUGGAGCAAAAGGACGAAUUGGCAAGCGUCAUGGGUUUCUCGGGGUUCGCCGGAGGUGGCGUCGGUGGCAAAAGGAAGUAGAAAGACGUUAUUUAUUUAAAUAUCGUAAUAGAGGAGCAGCGACAGGGUACAGGGCGAUCGUAAUCAUAAUUAUUGUCGGUAGAUGUGGAUGAGAGACGGUUGUCGACGAGAAAGCGUCCUCGACGAUCGGAUCCAUGAUGAAGUUGCACUGGACCGUGAUGAUGGAAUCGACGACGGUCCGGACGACUCGUUUCAUCACCUUCGCCGCCUCCUUUCCGCACACCUUGGCCGCCUUGAUGUAGUAGCAGUCGGCAAUGUCCUUGUACGCCCUUUUUGUUGU
Molecule: messenger RNA, 1078 nt
Organism: Nicrophorus vespilloides
Lineage: Eukaryota; Metazoa; Arthropoda; Insecta; Coleoptera; Silphidae
Product: zinc finger matrin-type protein 2-like
Exons: 2
Coding region: 163-798 (211 amino acids)
Biological process (GO): mRNA splicing, via spliceosome
Cellular component (GO): U4/U6 x U5 tri-snRNP complex; spliceosomal complex
Molecular function (GO): zinc ion binding; nucleic acid binding
Source: RefSeq, a predicted model, not a curated record